Hypanus sabinus (Atlantic stingray) is the source of this 7358-nucleotide messenger RNA. Its product is annotated as lysophosphatidic acid receptor 6. The coding region runs from base 2474 to 3445 and encodes 323 amino acids. The transcript is spliced from 2 exons. Lineage: Eukaryota; Metazoa; Chordata; Chondrichthyes; Myliobatiformes; Dasyatidae. Gene Ontology annotation, cellular component: membrane. Gene Ontology annotation, molecular function: G protein-coupled receptor activity; oxysterol binding. The record is from RefSeq and is a predicted model, not a curated record. Gene Ontology annotation, biological process: G protein-coupled receptor signaling pathway.
CAGAGUUGAACUGCAUCUGCAUGUAACGAGAGCUGUAUAACUCAUCUCCUUCUACUUUAGGCCACGAACUUAUCAAUCACCCCUUGUACAACAGAGAUUUAGGUGGCCUCAAUGUUCAAAGUAAAUUUAUUAUCAAAGUCACCAUAUACAACCCUAAGAUUCAAUUUUCUUGCCAGCAUUUACAAUAAAACAAAGAAAUACAACAAAAACCUACACACAAAGACUGACAACCAGUGUACACAGGACAACAAAUUGUGCAAAAACAAAACAGUAAAAAAAUAAUAAUAAAUAGCAAGAUAAUAAAUAUUGAGAAUGUGGGUUGUAGAUACUUGAAACUGAGUCCAUAGUGUGUGGGAUCAGUGUGUGGGGGGCGAGUGAAGUUAUCCCCUCUGGUUCAAGAGCCUGGUGGUUGAGCGGUAAUAACUGUCCCUGAACCUGGAGGUCUGGGCUCUGAGGCUCCUGUGUCACCUUCCUGGUGGCAGCAGCAAGAAGAGACCUUGGCCUGGAUGGUGAGGGUGCUUGAUGAUGGACGCUGCCUUCCUGCGACAGCUAUCCUUGCAGAUGUGCUCAAUGGUGAGGAGGACGUUACCCAUGGCGGACUGUGCUGUGUCCACUGCUUUUUGUAAGCUUUUCCAUUCAAGGGCAUUGGUGUUUCCAUACCAGCCUGUGAUGCAACUGGUCAGUACACUCUCUACCGCACAUCUAUAGAAGUUCGUCAAAGUUUUAGAUGACAUGCCAAACCUUCACAAACUUCGAAGAAAGUAGAGGCACUGCCGUGCCUUCUUUAAUGGCACUUGCGUACUGGACCCUCUGAAAUAAUAACAGCAAGGAAUUUAAAGUUGCUGAUCCUCCGAUGCAAACUCUGACUUCCUCCCCCGUCGUCAAUAAUCGGCUCUUUGGUUUUGCUGACAUUGAGGAAGAGGUUGCUGUUGUGGCUCCAGUAUGCUAUUUAUCACCAUCUUUCAUUUGGUCAAUGGUGGUGUCGGUAUUAAACUUAAAUAUGGCAUUGGAGCUGUACUUAGCCUCACAGUCACAGGUAUAAAGUGAAUAGAACAGGAGGCUAAGGAUGCAACCUUAUGCUGAUGGAGAUUGUGAUAAAAAAGCAAACCAGAAUCUCACUUUUUCCACCCCAAAGGAGUAUUAACUCAUGCUGAAGUUACAAUAAACUGUUAAGGUGAAAGUGUAGCGGUGUGCUACAAGCAGCGCUAGAAUUACGACACGGAGUCGGUAACUGCAGUCGAAGGAAAAACUUUAUUCGAAAACUUCAGCCUCACUUUUAAGCCUCUGUCAACCGGCCCCCCAUGGCGAAGAGGUUCCAAAGCUCUGUGCUCGCAAACCCCCGUAGGCUAUCUAAUUGUGAGUCGGUUCGGAUACGCUAGGAAAAGAGGCGCUACAUAACCCCCCCCCCCCCCAGAACCGGCGAUACACCCCCCAAUGUCCACAGCCUGGGCCAGAACCUGCUUGGGAGGUCGGCCUCUGCGCCGAGGCGCCGGAAACUCGGCCGGUUGCGCCAGGUCCACAUGGGCCGGCUUGAGGCGGUCCACCGUGAAAACCUCCUCCUUCCCCCCAACGUCCAGCACGAACGUGGAAUUGGGCUUCGGCUUGCUGGAACCAUAGGUCCGGGCGCUGUGUCCAGAAACCCGGCAGUUUCAACGAAACCGCAUGAACAGAGGCGGCGUCGGUCAUUUCUGGUCCAAAAAUCGUUUGGACCGUCGGGGUCACCAAUUGUAGCGGUGUGCUACAGAAUUACGACACGGAGUCGGUAACUGCAGUCGAAGGAAAAACUUUAUUCGAAAACUUCAGCCUCACUUUUAAGCCUCUGUCAACCGGCCCCCCAUGGCGAAGAGGUUCCAAAGCUCUGUGCUCGCAAACCCCCGUAGGCUAUCUAAUUGUGAGUCGGUUCGGAUACGCUAGGAAAAGAGGCGCUACAAAAGUUUAAUAUUAUUCAGUUAUUCCACAACAUGAGCUACAGAAGAAGAGUCAAAUUAGAUUGUUUCAAUAUUUGUGUAGUGAACAACAGACUUAAUAGGAAAUAAGAUAAUUCAAAAUGCCCCUGUUGCUGAUGCCCAGUAGCUGUUUUCUUUCAUCUAAAUCUUGCAUUGGAACAAGAUGAAAAGGUUUUGAUAAACCCAUGAUGUGUUUCAUUGAGGUUAUGUGCUUGUUUUGCAUGCCUUUUUAUAUCUUCACAUUGGCCAACCACAGAGCAUUAAUUCCAUGGCCUUUCUGCAUAUAGAAUGCGACUGAAGUAAAUUACUUCUCACCACUGAGCUGUGCUGAAGAAAGUCGCUGGCUCUGUGUGUUUGAACUGCAGGCUCUCACUCACAGCACGGAGUCCCGGAUUUCAAACCUGACUCCACUCUGGAAUUACUUCAGAGCUGAGAACCAAACCUGGAAAAGAAGAAUUGGCCAUACUUGAUUCAACUGCAGCCCGACCAAGCACAAUCGGUGCCAGUGAUCAACUGAGGACAAAAACAUGGACGGCUUGGGAUCACCUUCCUCACCCAGAAACUGCAGCUAUGAGGCUCACUUCCAGUACUAUCUGUUUCCAGUAGUAUAUACCAUUGUGUUUGUUCUGGGCCUGACUGGCAACAUCUUAGCCCUGUGCAUAUUUAUAAAGAACACUAAGAACAGCAGCCCAUCCUUCAUCUACAUUGCAAACCUGUUUGUAGUGGACAUCAUUUACAUUUGCACCUUGCCCUUCAGAAUCCAUUACCACAUGAAAAAGAACAACUGGGUCUUUGGGGACAUCACGUGUCGGAUCACGGGGACCCUCUACUUUGCCAACAUUUACAUCAGCGUCACUUUCCUCAGCCUGAUUUGCAUGGACCGCUACAUUGCAGUGGUCUACCCUAGAAAAUACCUCAGGAUGAGAGGCACAAAGAUCCCGCGGAUGACCUCGGCUCUGGUGUGGGCAGUGGCCUUAUCCAUCAUGCUCCCCUUAAUCUUCAGUGGCUCACUGAACAACAUCCGGGCAAACAACAUGACAGCUUGCUUCGAGAACUUCGACGCUGAGGCUUACAGCAAAAAGAUGGCGGUGUAUCACAUUAUGCCAUUCCUCUUCGGUUUCCUCAUCCCAUUUACAAUUAUUAUUAUAUUUUACCCCCUAGCCGCUAAGAAAAUAGCCCAACUUAAAAACAACAUCCACAAGGAAAAGGCUUUGAGGAUGAUCUGGGUCAUUAUGGUGAUCUCAAUUCUUUGCUUCGUCCCAUAUCACAUCACCCACUUACUCUAUUUCCUAGCUCGCUUGGACUUCAUUCAGAACUGUGCUUUUGGUAACUUUCUCUACAAGAUCCGGCGGGUUACAAUGGCCUUGGUCAGCCUUAACUGCUGCCUGGACCCUCUGAUAUAUUUCUUUGCAACCAACAAAUUCAAGCUAAAUUAUGGAAGGAGAAGGAGAGCACUUCAGAAUGUUUACAGCAUUGCCUGGCAUCCUACUGAGGGUUGAUGCCAGUGCACCCAAGUAAAGACUGCAUGGCUUGGGGUCUGAAGAAAAGACCAGCCUUGCUGAGUUUUGAAGUUGAUGCAAAUGUUUUCUGGAUCUCUACCGCAGCUUGAGCUGGCUGCCCAGAAACCAUAGAACUGCCGCUCAGUGGAAAGGGACACCCCCAGUCCAGAUUUUUAAAUCUUCCCACUCACUGCAGUUCGAUUAGUCGGAACGCAGUUACUGUAGCUGUACCUUCUGGCAGUACUCUGCUACCUUGUUAAUAUGCAAUGAUGAAGACAUUUAAUAAACCAAAUACUAGCAGUAUGAAAUUUAAUUUCUGUUAGGUCAACACAGGUUAAUCACAUUUAUUAAUAAUUACACAUUUAAAUGUAGUUUUGUGAGUUGCUAAUACUCAUUAAGACUAAAUACCAUUUUAAAUUAAACAGAUACAAGUGAGGGGGUGUUAGCCAAAGGAAAACUGUUUACUCUGAGAAGGAUGUGAUUAGCUUUAAAAUGUAGGCUGCAUCAUCAGAGAUGAUGGAAGGAAACAGCUCUUCAAAUAGAGGGGCAGAGAACAGAGGUGUCGCAGUUAGGGCAGCCCUUUUACCACUCGGGGCGUUCAGACUUUAGAGUUCAAAUCCAGCGCUGUCUGUAAUGAGAUCGUAUGUUUUCCCCAUGAUGGCAUGGGUUUCAUCUGGGUGCUCGGAUUUCCCCCCACAGUCCAAAGACGAACCAGUUGGUAGGUUAAUUUGUCAUUGAAGCCAUGUGAUUAGGCAAGGGUUAAAUAGGUGGGUUGUUGGGUGAUGUGUCUCAUUGGACUGGACAGAUUAUUCCAUGUUGUAUCUCUAAUUAAAUAAAUCUGGUCUCCCCAAAAUAGUGAAUCCAGGUGACAACUGAAAAUUUCAGAACUGGGAUGGUUGAAAAUCUUUUAGGAAUGGGAAAGGGAAUUAUGAGGCAUUGAAUUGUAGAGCACUCAGCACAGAAACAAGCCCUGUGACCCAUCUUGUCCAUGCCGAAUUGUUAUUCUGCCUAAUGCCCUUGACCUACACCUAGAUCAUAGCCUUGCAUACACCUUCCAUCUUUGGAUCUUAUCCAACCUUAUCUUCCGAUUGAACAUCGAAAAACUUAAGAGUAGAUGUGGAGAGAAUGCUUCCUAUAGUCUAGGACCAGAGGACACAGCCUCAGAACAGAGCGACAAUGAUUUAGAACAGAGAUGAGGAGGAUUUUUUUUUAGCCAGAGGGUGGUGCAUCUGUGGAAUUCAUUGCCAAAGACGGCUGUGCAGGCAAAGUCAUUGGGUAGAUGUAAGAUGAAGGUUGAUAGGUUCUUGAUUAAUCUGGGUGUCAAAGGCUACAGAGAGUAGGCAGGACAUUGGGUUGAGAGGGUUAAUAAAUCAGCCAUGACGGAAUGGUAGAACUGACUUGAUGGGCCAAAUGGCCUAAUUCUGCUCCUUUGUCUUCUGGAACCUACAUCCACCACUUCCACUGGCAGCUUGUUCCACACUUGCACCACCCUCUGAGUGGAGCAGUUCCCUCUUAGGUUCCCCUUAAACAUUCAACUUUCACCCUUAAAACAUGACCUUUGGUUCUAGUCUUAAUCAACCUCAGUGGCGAAAAAGCCUGCUUGUAUUUCUUCUAUCUAUACCCCUCAUCAUUUUGUGUAUCAAAUCGCCUCUCAUUCUCCUGUACUCCAGACAAUAAAGUCCUAACUUAUUCAACCUUUCCCUAAAUAUACAAGGAAAUAAGGAUCUAUCCUUAUGUAUACAGAUAGUAAUAUUAGGAAUGAGGAUUACAGAAUGAAAAAUUGGUAGAUGAUAGAUUUGGGUACUGUCAGAUAAGGUACAAGCCUUUUGAUAGAAAAUCAUGUUUCAAAGAGGACAUGACAUGAUGACAAAGUAUAAAAUUAGUGGAACUAAAUUGGAGCUAAAUAUUGUAAAUGUCGAAAGCGAAGUGCUGGAAAUACUGAGCAGAGAGAGUAGCACAGGUUGUUGAGUAUUUCAGGUGCUUUGAUGGAAUUAUGCUCAUUAAUAUUUUGAGGCUCCUUGUCAGAUUGUGAAUGGAGCAAUGGAAUGGUGGUCCCUGAAUAUAUGAGAAAAUUCUGUGGCUAGUGCACAUUUCACCCCACCCCUAUACCCUGACCUCUCAGGGCACUCCAAAAAUAAAACAAAGCUGCAGUUGCUGGGAAUCUAAAGUGAAAAUGGAAAAAUCUGGAAAGAUCAGCAGGUCAGGCAGCAUUGGCAGAGAAAGGAUAACAGUUACCAUUUGGGGUGCUAAACCCUGCAUCAGAUCUGAAAAGUUAAAUAUUUCUCUUUCCACGACACGACUUGACCUGAUGAGUUUUCCCUAGCAUUUCCUGCUUUUGUCUUCAUCCAAAUACGUGAAUGGUGUUUGGAUGAAUUAAGGUUGGAGGAGGCUCAUUUUGAGCGUUAAUCCAGGCAUUGACUUCUUUGUCAAAUGGCUCUUCUGUGUUGUGAAGUCGACAGAAAAUAUUAGACCAUAAGAUAAAAUAUAGGAGCAAAAUUCGGCCAUUUGCCAUUAGGCAGAGCGUCUGCUCUGCCAUUUCAUCAUGGCCGAUCCAUUUUCCCUUUCAGCUCUAAUCUCCUGCCUUCUCCCCGUACCCCUUCAUGUCCUGACCAUUCAAGAAUCUAUCAACCUCUGCCUCAAACAUACAUGCAGACUUGGCCUCCACAGUUGUCUGUGGCAAUGAAUUCCACAGAUUCACCACUCUCUGGCUAAAGAAGUUCCUCCUCAUCUCCAUUCUGAAAGGACACCCCCAUCUAUUCUGAGGCUGUCCCCCCUGGUCUUAGACUCUCCCGCCAUAGGCAACAUCUCCACAUGCACACUAUUGAGGCCUUUCAACAUUCAAUAGGUUUCAAUGAGGUCACCCUUCAACUCAAGUGAGUAGGUUCUCGAGUGCAGACGUGCAAAUGUAAAGAGAUCCACUUAAAUUAAUGGAUGGAGGAAAGGUGGGACCCGUGAAUGGUCUCUACCUGCAAUGCCAAAUGCCAUUUCCCUCCACUGAAGCUGACUGACCUGCUAAGUUCCUCCAGCAGCUUGUUUAUUUAUCUGCAAAUUGUUAACUCCCUGCCAGUGAUCUCUCCAAAUAGGAACCAGUUCUAAUCAAUCCCUGUCAAACUAUAACUAAAUUAAGGGACAUUUCUCUUCCUACCAUGUCCCUACAAAGUAUUACAAUUUCUCAUGCUCCCUGUGCAAAAUUAAUAUUUGCUUUGCCUUCAUUUGAAAAUAUUAACAGCUUCCUGGGGACCCAUUCGAAAAUAGCAACACCCGCUUCGAGUUCGCCAGUAAAUAACAACACACUCACAAGGACUCUUCAUCUUCAGACGGUGAUUCAGCUAAUGGAGGAAUAUUGUACUAUUGCAAAAAGCUAUUCCUUUGACACUGCAGUUCUGGAAAUUAUGGGUUAUCAAAUCAACAAUACUGCUAGGUUAUAAACAGAAAUCUGCCUGCCUCCAGCAACCUCCGUGAUGUUUGUACAAACUGGCUAUGACGAGAAGGCUACAGUUCAAGCACUGAUUUACAGAAGACCAUGUUGUUGAUCAUGAUGAGUUUGUUAUAAAUUUAUCCACUGCAGUCUGAAUAAAAUUGAACUUAAUUAUCUUCAGGGACACAACAACCUUGUUAGCAGCAUAGAUUAAUGGAGCUUUAGCCAGAGAUACACAAUAACUCUUUCACCAUUACAAUAUGACACUCUUCCAGAACCAGCCUGGUGACUGUGCUUGCUAGGUUGCCUACUUAAUUUUGCUGAAGGUAGCUCUGGUUUCAUUCUAGAGCUUAAUUAGGGAUGCUAUUUUAGUUUAAUUUCCAAGGCAGUUUCAUCCCAACUCCAGCCUCUGAAUUUUAGUUUCCAGAAUAAUAUUAAUUAAAUAUAUUUUUUGCUUUAAUAUCUUCAGUGUGGUCUUUUGAUUUUUUUUGUAAG